This is a messenger RNA of Helobdella robusta, 2687 nucleotides long. RefSeq lists its product as hypothetical. Bases 1 to 2145 code for a protein of 714 amino acids. The record is from RefSeq and is a predicted model, not a curated record. Gene Ontology annotation, molecular function: protein binding. The transcript has 9 exons. NCBI's taxonomy places the organism in Eukaryota, Metazoa, Annelida, Clitellata, Rhynchobdellida, Glossiphoniidae.
AUGAGGAAGGGACUGGGAGAUGUCAGCAUAACGACAUCAGAUGGCGCGGAGGUUUCCUGCCACAAGUGCGUCCUUGUCGCCAGGAUGGAGUACUUCAGGAGCAUGUUUGCUAGUCACUGGAUGGAGACCAACAACAUGGCUCCAAUAAAACUGGCAAUCGAGAGCAGAGUUUUCCAUGUUCUUCUUCACUAUUUAUAUUACGACUCUCUUGACGGAUCGUCCUCAUAUGACUUGGACCUGUUGUGUCAUUGUUUGGUUGCAUCUGAUCAGUACUUGCUUCCCAGGCUCCAAAGCAUCAUUGAAGUUGAACUCUCUCAGAUGGGUUUCACCUUGAAGAACGUGUGCAACCUCUUCCAUCUGUCCAGCGUUUGCAAUGCCACACAGCUGAAGGACAAGUGCCUGGAGUUCAUGACCAUCAACAUUGCCAUACUCUUUGAAAUCGGAGCAUUCAAAUAUAUGGAGGAGAGUCUUUUGAAAGAUGUUUCAGCCUGCUACAGAGAGAAGAUUCUACACGGAAGAAAUCGUGCUAUUGGGCCGUACACUCACGUGCCGUUGCUGGGUGACCAAUCAGAGGAGACUGCAUCAUCCCAAGAGGUUGAUAAUAUGACGAGUCCGCAUGCAUAUUUAAGUGGUAAACACAAGAAACGUCGACCAAGAACAAAAUCCAGCAUGUCGGAACAUUCCUUCACUGACGAUGACGACAUUGCGACGUCAUCACCAUUAGAAGGUUCUUUUGUGAAUGAAGGUCUGAAAGAAGAGAUCCAAGAUGAGGCCUUUAACUCGUUUGAUGCUGGCGAUUUUAUGUUGAACAUCAACAAAAAUAACAACAAGUUGGAGAGGAAAGAUGCUGAUGGAAGGGGCUCUGGCGCCAUAAAAGAGAAGUUGAAUGUUGAUAGUGAUAGUGGUGGUGGUGAUGGUGGUGAUGGUGACGGACACGUGGAUUGCUCAGCUGUUCGAUUGAGUCAUGCAACCGUUGCAGCAUCAUCCGAUCUCAUUCAGGUGCUUCUAACGACGUGCAACAAUUUGAAAACUUGCCUCAACAACAAUAAUGACAUCAAUAUGCGGUGCCAUAAUCCGAUCGUCAAUGAAUUCGUGUCGAAUAUAGAUGUUAGUACACCUGUCGAGAAAGGCAUCUCUUUAAAGCAAAUCAUUAUGGAAGAAGAAAAUGUUACUCGUAAAAUUCAACCCAAAUCAAUAAAAAUUGUUAAAACUGAAUCCAAGAAGUUAUCCCAGAAGGAUCGCAAGAGAGCAGAGAGGGAGAUGAAGAGUCACAUGUCUGCCAGUGUUGACGACCCUGGUGCAGCUGCUGUUCAUCGCGUCCCCUUCCUUAACAUCCACACAAACAAUGCUGAUAACUCAGCUGCUCUCCAUCCAAACAACGUCACCCUAGCUAAUGUAGCUGGUGCCUCUGAUAAGUUCAGUGAAAUCUGCAAGAAAAGUUCCGUGAAAGCAUCUUUGCCGUGGAAAAUUUUGGUGACCAGCGCCUCAGCAAAUGUUCCAUCCAGUACCAGCCAACUCGGUGCAUCAGAAGCCACUACUGCCAGCACGAACGUGAACGUCCAACAUUUUCCGUCGCUGAAGGACGUCAUAUCCAUGCAGGCACAAGCGUCACCUGCCGCUGCCACGGCCGCUGCUCUACACAGGACGAAGAUGCCAUGCAAACUAACAACUUGCAAACAGUCUUCAAGCGCCUCCACUCACCCAGCUUCUAAUAGAGUUGCUCACACUUCACAGCAUCUGUCAACAUCGUCAACAUCAGUUGCAACAUCACAUCUCAUAACUACUUCAAAAUGUGACUCACUCCAACAAAAUCAUAUCACUGCAGCAGCAUCAUCAUCAUCGUCGUCGGUUUGGCAUACGAGUCCAAUUUCCUUUUCAUCCACUGAAACAACUUGCAGUGGCGGGAAAGUGUUUAGCGCCAUCUUGGACGAGGAAAAGAAACAAGAAGAAGAGAACAGACGGAUGGAAAACAAAAGCUUGCAUCUUGUUCAGUUGGAAGAGCAGGCAAUGCAAGAGUUGUACGAUCAUUACAUCUCCUUGUCAAAAUCGUCGUCCUAUGGCAAGUACAAAGAGACCAUCAGUGUUAGAAGAGCAACUGCAACUGCCUCGAGACCGCUGUGGAAGGCGACUCAGAGACAGCUUUGAUGGGAUGCUUAUGAUGUAAUGUUAAUGGUAUCAUGCUGCUGAUGUCAUGUCUAUAUUUUAUAUGUGAUGUUGAUGGGAUCGUUCAAUAUGUAAAAAGUAUUUUUUUGCAUUUUAUUUUUGAUUAUUUACAAUUUAAUGCGUGUUUCUAUUAUAUUUAACUUUUACGUUCUGUGAGAUGUUUGUUCAAACGUUUCAUCACAUAAGCGACUGAUUACGUGUUUAAUCAUUGUCACGAUCAUAAAUCGUCAUCCUUUAAAAUUAAUCCCUGAUUUAUUAAUAAUAUUUUAUCAUUAUUAUGUUUCCUUUGUAAUUAUUUCUUGAUAUGAAUUAGUUAAUCUAAUGAAUUUGUGUAUCAUUAUCUGAAUUAACUUGAUUUUAAUUUAACCAUUCGCUUUUUUGUGUUUGUACUUCAUUGACCGGCAAUAACAGUUUUGUUAGUCACGUAACUAACCGGUAGCAUGUACAUUGUACAUAAUCUACGAUCAUUGCACCGCACAUGCACUUAUGUUGGACAGGUUUAUAAAUAAAUUACAAUUACUAUU